Messenger RNA from Pungitius pungitius (ninespine stickleback), 2268 nucleotides. RefSeq names its product E3 ubiquitin-protein ligase MARCHF9-like. Bases 634 to 1599 code for a protein of 321 amino acids. The transcript has 7 exons. The record is from RefSeq and is a predicted model, not a curated record. Gene Ontology annotation, biological process: protein ubiquitination. Gene Ontology annotation, molecular function: ubiquitin-protein transferase activity; zinc ion binding. Lineage: Eukaryota; Metazoa; Chordata; Actinopteri; Perciformes; Gasterosteidae.
ACUGCCAUUAAAAGAAAAAGUGAAGCCAGCGCAGGGCACGCGGACUAGUUUCCUCCACACCCACAUGUGCACCGACGUGGCGGAGGAAGACAGCAUUCUAUUUUUUUUGUAAAGUAGAGACGCCGGGGACGGAUCACCGUCAGACAACUUGUGUUUCCACACCUGUGGCAAAUGAAACAAACCGUCCAGAGUGUCACGCGAGCGAAGCGGAUGCCGCACUUACCUCGCGGGUGUCUUUCGCGCAACAGCCGGCUGAUACCGUCACGUGGUCUCCACGUCACCCAGGACAUCAGCACCUCGGACAGCGCGUGCGGCGGACGGAGCGCGUCUUCUCUCGGCCGCCGGGGGAAGGUGUUUUUUUGGAAGGAAAGCUGCCGUCUGUUACUAAGCCGAUGAAAUAACUUCCCCUUUGACCAGACGUGCCGGAAAUGAACAACGGGAAAUCAAAGUUUUAACACGCAGGAGGAGGGGGACACGUCACCGCAGGCUGUCGUCCCACUGCUUCAAGGAGGCCUUCAAUUACAGACCUGCUGGAUCGUAACUUUGAAUGCGGGGAUGUCGAACGGUGUGGGACGAAAACACACUCGAUCCGACAAAAAACAAAUAUACGAGGGGACACUGGUGACUUGAUGGAUGGACUGCGAGACAACAAAGGACCCGCGCUCUGCUGUCGCAUCUACCCUCAGGAGGACGGGCACAGACCCGGACACGCGGACCGGCAUGCGAGGGCGCGCUAUAGGAGGCUGCGGUUGGCCACCGCUGUACUGCUCUCACCCGGAUGCCGAGGAGGAGUAUUAUGGGUCGGACUCCCGGCCACGCAGCGUGGAAUUGGAUGAUGCCGAGGAAGACAACCCCGAGGGAGGAGGCCUGGACGCCGCGUCACUCCCGAGUCUCUCAGAGAGCGGGAUGCGAUCCCCGCAGUGCCGGAUCUGCUUCCAAGGACCGGAGAAGGGGGAGCUGUUGAGCCCUUGUCGCUGUGCUGGCUCCGUGCGUUGCACUCACCAGUCCUGCCUUAUCCGCUGGAUCAGUGAGAGAGGCUGCUGGAGCUGUGAGAUCUGCUAUUUCAAGUACCAGGUCCUGGCCAUCAGCACCAAAAACCCACUUCAGUGGCAGGCCCUCUCCCUGACCGUCAUUGAGAAGGUGCAGAUUGCAGCCAUCGUCUUGGGCUCUUUGUUCCUCAUCGCCAGUCUUUCCUGGUUGGUGUGGUCUUCUCUCAGCCCUUCAGCCAAAUGGCAGCGGCAGGACCUUCUCUUCCAGAUAUGCUAUGGCAUGUAUGGCUUCAUGGACAUAGUUUGUGUUGGCCUAAUAUUCCACGAAGGGUCGUCUGUUUACCGCAUCUUUAAGCGCUGGCAGGCGGUGAACCAGCAGUGGAAAGUGCUGAAUUAUGAGAAAGCGAAGGACCUUGGUGACCCCAGCAGUUGCAGCAGUAAAGGUCGUGUUGACAGGAACUCAGGCAGCGGACAAAGGGCGAGUCGACCUGUCCGGACUAUUCUCAACCACCAUUGUGGCUACACCAUUCUGCACAUCCUCAGCCAGUUGAGACCCAACAGUCUGCGCAGAGCCAACCAUGAGGUGGUCAUGAGGGUGACCACUGUAUGAGGCAGGGUCAUGCAGACAAGUGCUCCAAAGUGAGGAGGACGAGAUUAAAGUGUUGGUUUGGACUUUAUUGUGAAUAAAUUCCAGUCUGCCAAAUAAACACUGCCGUAAACAUUUUGAAAAAAAAGAAGCUUUGAUUCAUAGAAGCUAACGAACAUUUUUUAACAACCAUGAGAAAUGUUACAAAAUGUCACCAAAAUGUUUUCUUUCAAGGUUUUUCUUUCAAAACAAAAAAGUGAUUACCAUCCACUUUGAUUUGGAUUGUACUCUAUAAAAGUUUGAUAGUGAAAAUAAUUGUGUUCCUACUCAUGUGACCAUGGCAAUGGCUCCAGCCAAUUUAAUGUAAUUUAUUCAACAUAUUCCUAAAGGUCCAUUUAAAUGGAGCAGAUAUGGAAAAGCCCAAGAAAACAAGGCACAAUUGCUUAAAAUAUUAAAUCCUUAGUGUACUAAUUAAUUCAUGUUUUGUAUUAAAUACUUUGUUGAUAUGAAAAUGGAACUUUGUGUGUCAUUUUUAGGCAGCAAGUUGGAUCUUAGCAAAUGUAGGAGCUUUACAGCAGGGAACUAUGUUGUCUCACCACCUUCUUGAAGGAGUAAAAUUAGAUAAGAUUAUGAAAGCUGACUGAGGACACCCAGAGGGAAAUAAAAGCAUUCACAUUUAUUAGACAACAGUGA